Oryza sativa Japonica Group (Japanese rice) is the source of this 1798-nucleotide messenger RNA. Its product is annotated as endo-1,4-beta-xylanase 5. The record is from RefSeq and is a predicted model, not a curated record. Gene Ontology annotation, biological process: carbohydrate metabolic process. Lineage: Eukaryota; Viridiplantae; Streptophyta; Magnoliopsida; Poales; Poaceae. Gene Ontology annotation, molecular function: hydrolase activity, hydrolyzing O-glycosyl compounds.
AUGAAGGUUUUCAUGGAGAAACUCGGAAUCAUUUUGCUACUCUCCUUCAGAGGUCAGAUGGUCCAAUCGGUUCCUUAUGACCAUACGGCAAGCAUCGAGUGCCUGAGCAACCCGAUGAUACCUCUGUACAGCGGAGGCGUCAUAAAAAACAGCGAGUUCAACGUAGGCCUGACGGACUGGACCGUGCCCUUGGGCGUCCAGGCCACCGUGAACAGCUCGUCGUCCGGCAACAAGUUCGCCGAGGCGCGGACCGACGGCCAGCCGUCGCGCACCGUGUACCAGACGGUCCAGAUACAGCCCAACACCCACUAUUCCCUCUCAGCGUGGUUGCAGGUGUCCGCCGGCACGGCCAACGUGAUGGCGGUGGUCAGGACUCCCGACGGCCAGUUCGUCGCCGCCGGCGCCACCGUCGCCAAGUCCGGCUGCUGGAGCAUGAUCAAGGGCGGCAUGACGUCCUACUCCUCCGGGCAAGGCCAGCUCUACUUCGAGGCCGACGCAGCGGUGGCCAUCUGGGUGGACAGCGUGUCGCUGCAGCCGUUCACCUUCGACGAGUGGGACGCGCACCGCCAGCAACAAUCCGCCGGCAGGGCGCGGCGGAGCACCCUCGGUGUCGUCGUCGCCCGCGGCACCGACGGCGCGCCGGUGCCGAACGCCACGGUGACCGCCGAGCUCCUCCGCCCCGGCUUCCCCUUCGGCAACGCGAUGACCCGGGAGAUCCUGGACAACCCGGCGUACGAGCAGUGGUUCGCGUCGCGGUUCACGGUGGCGACGUUCGAGAACGAGAUGAAGUGGUACGCCACGGAGGGGAGGCAGGGGCACGAGGACUACCGCGUCCCGGACGCCAUGCUGGCGCUCGCGGAGCGGCACGGCGUCAGGGUGCGCGGCCACAACGUGUUCUGGGAUGACCAGAGCACGCAGAUGGCGUGGGUCAGGUCGCUGGGGCCGGACGAGCUGCGGGCCGCCAUGGACAAGCGGCUCAGGUCCGUCGUGUCGCGGUACGGCGGCGGCAGGGUGAUCGGCUGGGACGUGGUGAACGAGAACCUCCACUGGAGCUUCUACGACGGCAAGCUCGGCCCGGACGCGUCGCCGGCGAUCUACCACCAGGUGGGGAAGAUCGACGGCGAGACGCCGCUGUUCAUGAACGAGUUCAACACCGUGGAGCAGCCGGUGGACAUGGCGGCGAUGGCCAGCAAGUACGUCGCCAAGAUGAACCAGAUACGGUCCUUCCCCGGCAACGGCGGCCUGAAGCUCGCCGUCGGGCUCGAGAGCCACUUCGGUGCCACCCCAAACAUCCCCUUCAUGCGCGCCACGCUGGACACGCUCGCGCAGCUCAAGCUCCCCAUCUGGCUCACCGAGAUCGACGUCGCCAAUGGAACAAACCAGGCGCAGCAUUUGGAGGAGGUGUUGAGAGAAGGGCACGGGCACCCGAACGUGGAUGGCAUGGUGAUGUGGGCGGCGUGGCACGCCACGGCGUGCUACGUGAUGUGCCUGACGGACGACGAGUUCAAGAACCUCGCCGUCGGCGACGUCGUCGACAAGCUCAUCGCCGAGUGGAGGACGCACCCCGUGGCCGUCGCCACGACGGACGCCGACGGUGUCGUCGAGCUCGACCUCGCGCACGGCGAGUACAACGUCACGGUGACCCACCCGUCGCUCGUGUCGUCCGCCGUGCGUACGCUGACCGUGGACGCAUCGUCAUCCUCGUCGGAGAACGCCAUAGACAUCAGGGUGUAGGAACAGGAGUGUUGUAGUAUAAGUGGAUCCAGCCCGUAGAAUAUUCACGAGGCGAAUUAGUGCU